Molecule: messenger RNA, 1029 nt
Organism: Cyphellophora europaea CBS 101466
Lineage: Eukaryota; Fungi; Ascomycota; Eurotiomycetes; Chaetothyriales; Cyphellophoraceae
Exons: 3
Coding region: 1-1029 (342 amino acids)
Molecular function (GO): oxidoreductase activity, acting on the CH-OH group of donors, NAD or NADP as acceptor
Source: RefSeq, a predicted model, not a curated record
AUGACUAAAGUAUUCCUCACGGGAGGCUCUGGCUUCAUUGCCGCACACAUUCUGGAGGAGCUGUUGCGUCGAGGCCACUCGGUAGUAGCGACAGUACGCUCCGCCGAGAAAGGAGAGAAGAUUCUGGCAUCUCAUAGCUCUGUUGGUAAGGACGUUUUGGACUACAAGGUCGUCGAGGACAUCUCACAACCAGGCGCCUAUGACGACGCCAUUCUAGCCAGUCCUCCAUUCGAGGCUGUAAUUCACGCCGCCUCGCCGUACCACUUCAAUGCCACCACACCGGAAGCCAUAGACCUGCUCAUCAAAACUGCCAUCGAUGGCACAGUCGGCAUUCUGACGGCUGUCAAGGCAAAGGCACCCACUGUGAAGCGGAUCGUCGUCACGUCAUCCUUCGCCGCCAUAGUCGAUCCUGAGAAACCCCCCACCUAUAAGUACUCCGAGAAGGACUGGGACCCGGUCACCAAGGAUGAGGCCUACGAAAGUCCUCUUACAGCGUACCGUGCAAGCAAAACUCUUGCCGAAAAGGCCGCCUGGGACUUCGUGGAGAAAGAGAAACCCAACUUCACCCUCGCAACAUGCAAUCCGCCUCUAGUCCUCGGACCUAUCAUCCACGACCUGAAGUCGCUAGACAAUAUUAAUACUUCGAAUGCGCGUAUAAGGGAUUUGAUGACGGGCGCCUCCAAGGCCAAACUCGGUGGGACCGGUAAUCAUCUGUACGUGGAUGUGAGAGAUAUUGCCACGGCUCACGUCCUGGCAAUGGAGAAGGACAACGCGGCGGGCAAGCGCUUCUUUGUUACGAAUGGCAAUUUCAGCAACGCCGAGAUUGUUGACAUCGUCGACCAGAACUUUCCGGAAUAUAGGGAUGGCCUGCCGAGGGGCGAAGCUCUGAAGCUUGGACAGUACCCUCCACAGGGCGUAAAUGGGUGGGACAACACUCAAUCGGUCGAAGUGCUGGGCUUGACCUAUCGUCCACUGAAGGAAUGCAUCAUUGAUACAGUCAAGAGUCUUCAGCCAUUUCUGACGUCCUAG